AUGGAGAGUGCUGCCGUCCACAGAAACUCUUCAUCAUCUACCAGCUCAGCCAACACGGAGCUCUUGUCCCGGACUGGUUACACAACUCUGGCCGUUAUCAUGGGUGUGUUCUCUGUGGCAGGGAUCGUCCUCAAUGUCGUGGUGAUUGUGGUGACGGUGAAGCACAGACAGCUGAGGCAGCCACUCAGCUAUGCCCUGGUUAACCUGGCUGUUUGUGACCUGGGCUGUGCUGUGUUUGGAGGCCUGCCCACCACAGUAACCAGCGCCAUGGGAUACUUCAACCUGGGACGUGUGGGCUGUGUGUUAGAAGCCUUUGCUGUUUCCUUUUUCGGUAUAGCAAGUCUGUGCACAGUAGCAGUCAUUUCUGUUGAACGCUACGUAGUGGUGUGUUAUCCCAUGGGGGCGGUCCUCUUCCAGACCAGGCAUGCAGUUGCUGGAGUGGUACUGUCCUGGGUGUGGUCAUUUGUGUGGAGCACUCCACCUCUGUUCGGGUGGGGAACCUUUGAGUUGGAGGGUGUCAGAACCUCCUGUGCUCCUAAAUGGCACAGCCGUGAUGUUGGGGACAUGUCCUACAUGAUAAUAUUCUUCUUCCUUUGCUUCGCCUUGCCCUUUUCUGUCGUCAUGGUUUCUUACUCGCGGCUUUUAUGGACUCUCCGCCAGGUGACCAAGCUGCAGGUACCUGAAACAAGUCAUGUAGAGGUGCAGGUGGCACGCAUGAUAGUAGUGAUGGUGCUGGCCUUCCUGGUCACCUGGCUGCCAUAUGCUGCGCUUGCACUUGCUGUCAUGAUGGACUCCAGUCUAUAUGUUGACCCUGUCAUCGCUACCAUUCCUGUGUACUUUGCAAAAAGCAGCACUGUCUACAACCCCAUCAUAUACAUUUUCAUGAACAGACAGUUUCGAGGCUACACUGUUGCUGCGGUUCUGUGUGGAUGGGACCCCUGGUCCUCUGAGCCGCAAACAUCUGAGAACAAGACCACGGUUCCGUUUGUCAUCAAGACCCCCAAGAAAGUUGUGCCUAAAAAUCUUUGGAAUAGAAAUGUGUAG
Neolamprologus brichardi is the source of this 1044-nucleotide messenger RNA. It is a transcript of the gene parapinopsina, whose product is annotated as parapinopsin a. Gene Ontology annotation, molecular function: G protein-coupled receptor activity. The record is from RefSeq and is a predicted model, not a curated record. Gene Ontology annotation, biological process: G protein-coupled receptor signaling pathway; visual perception. Gene Ontology annotation, cellular component: membrane. NCBI's taxonomy places the organism in Eukaryota, Metazoa, Chordata, Actinopteri, Cichliformes, Cichlidae.